Messenger RNA from Artibeus jamaicensis (Jamaican fruit-eating bat), 3390 nucleotides. It is a transcript of the gene C3AR1, whose product is annotated as complement C3a receptor 1. Gene Ontology annotation, molecular function: G protein-coupled receptor activity; complement component C3a receptor activity; complement component C5a receptor activity. The record is from RefSeq and is a predicted model, not a curated record. NCBI's taxonomy places the organism in Eukaryota, Metazoa, Chordata, Mammalia, Chiroptera, Phyllostomidae. Gene Ontology annotation, cellular component: plasma membrane. The coding region runs from base 245 to 1693 and encodes 482 amino acids. Gene Ontology annotation, biological process: phospholipase C-activating G protein-coupled receptor signaling pathway; positive regulation of cytosolic calcium ion concentration; complement receptor mediated signaling pathway. The transcript has 2 exons.
AAGCAGUCAAAAGUGUGGCGUUCCAUUUAUCAACACAAACGAAGAGAGAAGAAAAACAAACAUCUCAGCAAAUUCCCUAAAUAUACUUCAUGACUUAGUUGUGGUUAAGUGUGAAGACAGACAGGACUUGUGGACGCCUCCAGAUUGGUGCUGGAGGCUUCAGUUGCUGUCUCGAGUUUCUGGUAAGAAACCCUGCAUCCCCGAAGACUAGCAGGUUUGCCCAUCUUUUUGCAGAAGUUUAGCAAUGGAGUCUUUCCCUAAUGAGACCAAUUCUACUGACCUACAUCCACGGCCCUGGAAUGAACCCCAACUGAUUCUCUCCAUGGUCAUCCUCAGCCUCACUUUCUUAUUGGGAUUGCCAGGCAACGGGCUGGUGCUGUGGGUGGCUGGCCUAAAGAUGAAGUGGACAGUGAGCACCGUUUUGUUUCUCCAUCUCACCCUGGCAGACUUCCUCUGCUGCCUCUCCUUGCCCUUCUCUGUGGUUCACUUGGCUCUCCAAGGACACUGGCCUUACGGUCGGCUCCUAUGCAAGCUCAUUCCCUCCAUCAUCAUCCUCAACAUGUUUGCCAGCGUCUUCUUGCUGACUACCAUUAGCCUGGACCGCUGUCUUUUGGUGCUCAAGCCGAUCUGGUGCCAGAAUCACCGCAAUGUGAGGGCAGCCUUUGUUAUCUGUGUAUGUAUCUGGGUGCUGGCUCUUAUAAUGUGUACGCCUGUGUUCAUAUACCGGGAGACGUUCACUGUAGACGAGCAAAAUAUGUGCGGCUACUAUUUUGGUGGCGAUAGCUCCUUCGACUAUUUGAACUUCACCUUUGAUGGACCGGAAAAUGGAUCUUUUGACAACUCCAUCGUUCAGCUGUCUGGAAAAAUGGAUGAUAGGUUAGAUGCUUUCCCUUUACAAACUAACGAUCAUCCUUGGACAGCUACUACUCUCCUUCCUUCUCAAACAUUUCAGAGACUUCCUGGAGAUUCACUCCCUGUGGAUUCGGCUAGAUUAUCUAAUCAACAUCCAUAUCAUAAACUAAUUAAACCUGAUGAUGAGGGCUUACCCACAAUCCCUGUUGGCCUCCCCACUGAUGAUCACAGAACUAACCCACUGAGUAACUUAGAUGCUUUCCUCUCCACCCAUUUAGAGCCUUUCUCUACUGCCUCUAGUAAUGCCUUCUACAUGGCUGAGCUACCGCAAGAUUUCGAGGAUGAUUAUGAAGACCUCUUUGCAUAUGACAAUCCAGUUCCAACACCGCUGGUAGUAAUGGCCAUCACUAGGCUAGUGAUGGGUCUCCUGCUGCCCUUGAUUGCCAUGCUGACCUGUUAUGGCCUCAUUCUCUUCCGAAUGCGACGAGGCCGCUUUGCCAAGUCUCGAAGCAAAACCUUCCGAGUGUCCAUGGUGGUGGUACUUGUCUUUCUUGUCUGCUGGGCCCCAUACCACAUUGUUGGAGUCCUCUUAUUGUUUAUUGACCCACAUACUCCCUUUGGGGAAGCUCUGCACUUCCUGGACCAUGUGUCUGUUGCUCUAGCAUCUGCCAAUAGUUGCUUGAAUCCCUUCCUGUAUGCCUUCAUGGGAAAAGAUUUUAGGAAGACAGCAAGGCAGUCCAUGAGGGGCAUUCUGGAGGCAGCUUUCAGUGAGGAUCACACACAUUCUACCAGCUGUACCCAAAACACCUUUUCAGAAAGAAACAGCAGUAGAGCCGUGUGAAAAUAUGGAACACUUGGCCCAAGGAGAGCUUCUUAGGUAUUCACUAAGUGCCAUUGGUAUGUUUCUAAAAGAACAAGGGACAUGGUGAGCAGGGAUUUCAGAAAACGUCAAAGACUCAGUGUAGAGGUCUUCAGAGCGGGUCCCGGACUAGUUCCAUCAGCCGCACCUGGAAACUCUCCAGCCCCACCCCAGACGAUAGCAAGGUCCCUUGUUUCUGAUGAAUGCUAAAUUUGAGAGUCAAUGCAGAGCUUAGUCUGUCUAUCCCAAACUAAGCCUACUGAAAUGAAUGAGAACCUAGUCUGCUGUAAAAUGAUGUAUCCAUCAUUAAAGUUACUAUUUAUAUCUCUAAAUUCCUCUCCAGAUUCAUUUUAAAACCAAUUCCUCCAACUUUGAGUAAAAGAUGAUUAAUUUAUUCUAUGGCUUUAUUGUUGUACUGCUGCUGGUGGUGGGAUGGUUGUAAAUAAAGAGAAAGCACAAGAAGAAAUCGCCUAUGAAAACAGGGGUCUAUGCAGCUGAGUCUGGAGCAGAGUACAAUGCCACUCAUGUGGAAGACUCAUGGACAAGGACACAAUUCCAAGCUUCCAAGGACACAAUUCCAAGCUUGCAACUAAACAAUCAUCUGCUGUGCAAACACGAACAACUGACAUGUAACAACUUACUCGUGGACUGGGAUGUACCCUGCCCUUUGAGGAGGUCUUUUGUCAAUUCGUUUACUCUACAGGUUGAUAGCGCCAUCCAACUUCUCCUGACCUUGAAUUCAUUAGUUCCUUAUUCGUCCCCUGCCUCUAAGUCUUCUUUCACACACUACACUUUGUACCUGCACUAACCUCUCAUUUCAAAAGUUUAAAAUCACUGGAAAAUGACUGAGUACCCUCCCAGGACACCAUCAAACUUAUUAAUCCAAAAGGUAUGGAUCUUUCACGCUAUAAUUACCAGCUGUAUCUUUAGGUUUUUUAAUUAAACUUCAUCAAAAUAACACGUACUCAUGGUUUAAAGAGAUUCAAGGUUUAUAAUGAAAUACGAGAUGUUUCCUGCCCCACCCUGCCCAACCACUCCCUCCUCCCACUCCCAUUUCCCAGAGAUAACCCUUGCAACGACAUGAGAUGUUUCUUCUGAUAUCUGCCAUGAUAUUUCUAAGUCAUAGGCUUAUGCUGAUCAUUUUUGUAGACAUGAUAAAAAUGACUCCGUUUUGCAAGGUGAAGAACUUUAUCCAAGCCGAUUUAUAUUUUUUCUUUAUCCAGAGUCCCAAUAUUCACUAACCAUCACAGUUUAAUUCGUUCAUCACCACACAUUUUCUUCCACUUCCUCUCUCCAUUCCAACCAUAUAGACAUAUAGCUUUCCUUCUGUCCUUCUUUCAUUUUAUAAAAGCUUUGUUCGAUUCCCUAUCGCCUUCUCAUUUUCUCUGAAUACAAACCCAUGUGUUAAACCUCUAAAAUUCAGGUUUCCUUGCACUUCGACAUAGCUCCUUCUAUGCUGAAUACAUUGAUUUAAUCAAAAGAUAAAAAUGAGAAGCUCUUGACUUGCUAUGAUGGAUGUGAGGGUCUGGAUUACAAAUUUGUUACAAAGAGCUAUACAGGAAAUUUCAAAUAACUAGGAAUUCUUUCACCCUGUGAGGUAAUGCCUGAUAUGAUGCACAUUUGCAAGCUACCUUUUAUUUUAAUCUGCUUAUAUAUUUGAUGCAAAUAAAUGGUUUCUU